Molecule: messenger RNA, 948 nt
Organism: Cyprinodon variegatus (sheepshead minnow)
Lineage: Eukaryota; Metazoa; Chordata; Actinopteri; Cyprinodontiformes; Cyprinodontidae
Product: trace amine-associated receptor 1-like
Exons: 2
Coding region: 1-948 (315 amino acids)
Biological process (GO): G protein-coupled receptor signaling pathway, coupled to cyclic nucleotide second messenger; chemical synaptic transmission; cell surface receptor signaling pathway
Cellular component (GO): membrane; dendrite
Molecular function (GO): G protein-coupled serotonin receptor activity; neurotransmitter receptor activity
Source: RefSeq, a predicted model, not a curated record
AUGGAACAUCCGGGCCCAAAUGCUGUCUACCUGGGAGCCAUUAGCAGCCCGUGCCUCACAGCUGUAUGUGUGAUGUUAUAUGGUUUCAUAACUCUAUUGUCUCUUGUCACCGUUUGUGGAAACCUCCUUGUGGUAAUUGCUGUAAUUUACUUUAAACAAUUGCACACUCCUACUAACAUCCUCAUAGUGUCCCUGGCUGUGGCUGACCUGUUGGUUGGGCUGUUAGUUUUUCCUUUCAGCAUGUUUUUUUCUCUUAGUUCAUGUUUGUAUAAUGCCAGCUUAUUUUGUAAGAUAAGAGACAGCCUUCAUAUAUUGUUCAGCCUAUGCUCUAUUUUGCAUCUCUGCUGUAUUUCUCUGGACAGAUAUCACGCAGUGUGUCAGCCUCUAACAUAUAAAUCUAAAAUCAAUGGCCAUGUUGUCUUCAUUAUGAUUGCUGUGAGCUGGGGUGUUUCUGUAUUCGUUGCCAUCGCUGUUGUACAAACUAGAUCUACCAAUGAUGACUGUCAGGACAUGUGCUUUAUUGAUGUUAUCAUGGCAAACAUUGUUGCACCUUUACUGUCAUUCUAUGUUCCUAUUCUCAUAAUGAUUUGCAUUUACCUGAAGAUAUUUGUUGUUGCACAGAGACAGGUACGCAGCAUCCAAACCAGAACAAAGCCUGGAGCAACUGUCAGUAAGAUGGAGAGAAAAGCCACCAAAACUCUGGCUAUUGUUUUAGGAGUUUUUCUGUUUUGCUGGGCUCCUUUCUUUUUUUUCUUAACUUUUCAACCUUUAGGAAAUAAUUCAGCACCAGUUCCUGUAAUUGAAACAGUCACAUGGUUUGGACUGUCAAACUCUACACUAAAUCCAUUUAUCUAUGGUUUCUUUUAUAGCUGGUUCAGAUCAGCCUUUAAAAUGAUUGUAUCAGGGAAAAUUAUUAAAGGAGACUUUGUUAACAUGAAGUUGCACUAA